AUGAGAUUGAAGCCGCAACUGAAAAAGCUGGAAACGUCGCAUGGGGAAAUAAACCGAUUGGACAUUAAAUCUGCGCCUUCAAUACAAUCAAUAACUUCAUUCGAUCCAACAGUUUUAAUAUCGAAUAGUGUUAUAAUUGGGCCAGAGCCGGCGUGCAAGACAGACGUGGAUUGUUUAAAGCGUAUGGGGAUUAAGCAGAUACUCAAUACAGCUAGAGAGUGCGAUGAUCCUUUAAAACUCUCAAAUGAGUUCAAAUACUUGAAAUUGGACAUGAUUGAUAACCCAGGUGCCAUCAACGUACAGGAUUUCUUAAAUAAGGGAAGCGAUUUCAUUGACGAUGCUAAAUUACAUUCAAGGCCUAUAUAUGUACACUGUAAAGCUGGUAAAUCAAGAUCGGUAGCAAUAGUCAUCGCACAUCUCAUCAGAGCCAAUAGAUGGGAUAUUAAUAGAGCUUACGACUAUGUUAAGCAAAGAAGGGAAUCAGCCUCUCCUAAUAUCGGUUUUAUUGCCGAGUUAAUGCUGUUUCAGAAAGACAUGAAUAUCCUCGAUUACAGUGAGAACAACGACGCUUCUACUUCUUCUACUACUACUCCUCAUUCUCCUGAUAAAAAGUUGAAAUCUAACUUUGACGGCUUGACUGGCUGUCGAACACCUUCUUCAAGGCCACUGUCUGCAGGUCCAGGCGUACUCACCAAGGUCAAACAAUCAAAACCUUCCCUUGAACAUCGUGUAGAGGAUGAUUUAAAGAACAGACUCCACAUUCAAGAGACACUAGGUAACCACUCUGAAGUUGAAAAGAAGGAUAGGUCGGGAAGAUAUAUACAUCCUAAGAGGGCUCCCCUAGACAAUCGCUUACAACCUCUGAGGAGGGUUUCUAAAGCUGGUCUUGAGUCUGCCACCCUUGACUUUCUUAAAGAGUUUGAUUACGAGAAGGAUGACCCGAGGAAGGAGAGUAUACGAGAGCAGCCGAACGUCGAGAGCGGUAGUACAGGCGCAGAUACGAGUAUAUCAGAAGCAGUGGCAGAGACAGAGAUAGAAGCAGAAGCAGAAGCAGAAAGAAAUCCAAAAAGCGAUCAUCCAAAUAACAAUACCAACAUAGCACCAUCUCUAGAGCAAUCUUGA
Wallemia ichthyophaga EXF-994 is the source of this 1122-nucleotide messenger RNA. Its product is annotated as Dual specificity protein phosphatase 7. Gene Ontology annotation, biological process: negative regulation of MAPK cascade; protein dephosphorylation. NCBI's taxonomy places the organism in Eukaryota, Fungi, Basidiomycota, Wallemiomycetes, Wallemiales, Wallemiaceae. The coding region runs from base 1 to 1122 and encodes 373 amino acids. Gene Ontology annotation, cellular component: cytoplasm. Gene Ontology annotation, molecular function: protein tyrosine/threonine phosphatase activity; MAP kinase tyrosine/serine/threonine phosphatase activity. The transcript has 2 exons. The record is from RefSeq and is a predicted model, not a curated record.